Molecule: messenger RNA, 734 nt
Organism: Melampsora larici-populina 98AG31
Lineage: Eukaryota; Fungi; Basidiomycota; Pucciniomycetes; Pucciniales; Melampsoraceae
Exons: 2
Coding region: 58-417 (119 amino acids)
Biological process (GO): chondroitin sulfate proteoglycan biosynthetic process; carbohydrate metabolic process
Cellular component (GO): Golgi membrane
Molecular function (GO): galactosylgalactosylxylosylprotein 3-beta-glucuronosyltransferase activity
Source: RefSeq, a predicted model, not a curated record
CACGGACCUGUGAUUUCAAUAGACGAUGAUUCGAACCUAUUACCCUCCUUACUAGAAAUGAUCUGGAAAGUCAAAAAGAUUGGAGUUUGGCCGAUGGGAAACUUAGGACCGAAUGGAUGGGAAGGACCAAAAUAUGAUCCUUUAAAUCAUACGCUUUUGGGUUGGGAAGCCGGUGCAGUUCAAGAUAGGAAAUAUCCAAUCGAUAAUGGAGCGUUUUGUUUUCAUUCAGAUUUGUUGGGAAAAUUGUUGAUCGGUCCAAAGUAUUGGCCUACUGACUUUAGUGGUGGUGAAAGUGAAUUUAUUGGAUUGAUGGUCAAAACUAAAGAAGAAAUUGAACCGAUUUGUUAUAAUUGUCAUGUGGCAUGGCACAACGAGCCUUUACCAAAGGAAUGUACAGAUCUACAACUCUGUGGUUAACCGUAUCUUUCUGAACCCUCAAAAGAACCGGAAUCGUUUAAUUUUCUCCUAAUCUAAUUCUGCAGUUAUGAAAAAAUCAAUUUAUGAUGAUGAUAAUAUGUAUUAUGUAUAUGUAUAUUCUCUUGCAAAGUGUUUUGAAUUUCACUGGUCUUUUUUUUUCGAUUUGUUGUGUUGGAAAUGUUUAUUGAGGGUUAUAGAGUGUGAUGUAUAUACUUUUAUAGAUUUGGUGUCUAGUGUAUCUCAUGGGCAAGGUUUUUUUACAAUUAUCGAUGUGAGGAUUUGAGACGUUUGCAAAGUUGUGCUGUUCAAAUUGCGUG